Oncorhynchus masou masou (cherry salmon) is the source of this 4519-nucleotide messenger RNA. Its product is annotated as NACHT, LRR and PYD domains-containing protein 12-like. Gene Ontology annotation, biological process: intracellular signal transduction. The transcript is spliced from 12 exons. Gene Ontology annotation, molecular function: protein binding. Bases 178 to 3723 code for a protein of 1181 amino acids. The record is from RefSeq and is a predicted model, not a curated record. NCBI's taxonomy places the organism in Eukaryota, Metazoa, Chordata, Actinopteri, Salmoniformes, Salmonidae.
CAGUGUGAGUGUAGCCAGAUCCUUUUCACUCUCUAUCCUUGUUUCAUUUUGUGGUUCACCGGAUUCAUCAUCGAGACGAGGGACAGACGAACGACCUGCUAACUAACCAAGCUAUUCGGUACAGCUCGACCAAUCCAGCAGGAGAGACCAGCCUCCCCUGUUCCCAGCUGUGUGUCCAUGAAGAGUGACGGGUCUAUGGAACCCCCUAUAUACUUUAGAGAGGGAGACUUUUCUACUGAACAAAGACCAAUCAAGCAGGAGAGACCAGCCUCCCCUGUUCCCAGCUGUGUGUCCAUGAAGAGUGACCAGUCUAUGGAACCUCCUAUAUUAUUUAGAGAGGGAGACUUUUCUACUGAACAAAGAAACCAACAGGAGAGAUCAGAGUCAGAGAUUCUCAGUGGUCAGUCUUCCCAGAGUCAUCAAACAGACCUGGCCUCCAUAUUCAGUUUGCUUGAAGAGAAAAUGAUGACAUUUAUGAAGAACGAGCUGAGGAUGUUCAAGAGGAUUCUUAGUCCAGAACUCCCAGAAGGCUUUGAGAGUCAGAAGCAGGAUAAGGAAGUGGUGGAUGCUGAAGAUGAGAAGCAGGAGAGCAGUGCCAGAGAGGGGGCUCUGAAGAUCACACUGCACAUCCUGAGGAAAAUGAACCAGAAGGAGCUUGCUGACACACUGGAGAAAUAUUCAGAUGAUCUUGCUGUGAUUUGCCAACGUGAACUCAAAUCUAAUCUAAAGAAGAAGUUUCAAUGUGUUUUUGAGGGAAUCGCUAAACAAGGAAACCCAACACUUCUCAAUAAGAUCUACACAGAGCUCUACAUCACAGAGGGUGGAACAGGAGAGGUCAAUAAUGAACAUGAGCUGAGACAGAUUGAGACAACAACCAGGAAACAAACAAGACCAGAGACUGCAAUCAAAUGUAACGACAUCUUCAAACCCUUAACUGGACAAGACAAAUGUAUCAGAACUGUGCUGACAAAGGGAGUCGCUGGCAUUGGAAAAACAGUCUCUGUGCAGAAGUUCAUUCUGGACUGGGCUGAAGGAAAAGCAAAUCAGGAUGUCCAAUUUGUAUUUUCAUUCCCUUUCCGGGAGCUGAAUUUGAUGAAAGAGGACAAACACACUUUGGUUGAUCUUCUUAAUCACUUCUCAAUGGAAACCAAACAAUUAAGAAUCUCCAACUACGACAAGUACAAAGUUCUGUUCAUUUUUGAUGGUCUGGAUGAGUGCCGACUGCCCCUAGACUUCCAGAAGAACAAGAUCUGUUGGGACGUCACAGAUUCAACCUCAGUGGAUGUUCUGCUGACAAAUCUCAUUAGGGGAAAUCUGCUUCCCUCUGCUCUCCUCUGGAUAACUACCCGACCUGCAGCAGCCAAUAAGAUCCCUUCAUGGUGUGUUGACCAGGUGACAGAGGUACGAGGGUUCAAUGACCCACAGAAGGAGGAGUACUUCAGGAAGAGAUUCAGUGAUGAUGACCUGGCCAGCAGAAUCAUCUCACACAUAAAGACAUCAAGGAGCCUCCACAUCAUGUGCCACAUUCCAGUCUUCUGUUGGAUUUCUGCAACAGUCCUUGAACACAUGCUGAAACAUAAGAGAGAAGAGAUGCCCAAGACUCUGACUGAGAUGUACACACACCUUGUGGAGUUUCAUACCAAACAGAAGAAUGAAAAGUAUCUUGGGAAAGAAGAGACAGGUCCACACUGGAAUAAAGAGAGCAUUCUGUCACUGGGAAAACUGGCUUUUCAACAGCUUGUGAAGGGCAAUCUGAUUUUCUAUGAAGAAGACCUGAAAGAGGCUGGAAUUGAUGUCAAUGAAGCCUCAGUGUACUCAGGAUUGUGCACACAGCUCUUUAAAGAGGAAUGUGUGCUGUACCAGGACAAGGUGUACUGCUUCGUGCAUCUGAGUAUUCAGGAGUUUCUGGCUGCUGUAUAUGUGUUCCUCUCAUUCAUCAACAACAAUGAGAAUCUAAUGGACAAACUGCAAACAAACAACGAGUCUGAAGUUACUGUCUACAAGAGUGCUGUGGAUAAAGCCUUACAAAGUGAGACGGGAAACCUGGACCUUUUCCUUCGCUUCCUUCUGGGCCUCUCACUGGAGUCCAAUCAGAAGCACUUACGAGGUCUACUGACAAAGACAAGAAGCAGCUCACAGAGCCAUGAAGAAACAGUCAAGUACAUCAAGGAGAAGAUCAGGGAGAAUCCCUCUCCAGAGAGGAGCAUCAAUCUGUUCCACUGUCUGAAUGAACUGAAUGACCAUUCUCUAGUGGAGGAGAUCCAAAGAUACCUGAGAUCAGGAAGUCUCUCAGAACCCAACCUGUCACCUGCACAGUGGUCAGCUCUGGUCUUUGUGUUGCUGACUUCAGAAAAGGAGCUGGAUGUGUUUGACCUGAAGAAAUACUCCAGAUCAGAGGAAGGUCUUCUGAGGCUGCUGCCAGUGGUCAAAGCCUCCAGAGCUGUUCUGCUGUCAGGCUGUGGAGUCACAGAGGAAGGCUGUGCUUCUCUGGUCUCAGCUCUGGAGUCAAACCCCUCACACCUGAGAGAGCUGGAUCUGAGUAACAAUGACCUGAAGGAUUCAGGAGUGAAGCUGCUCUCUGCUGGACUGGGGAAUCCCCACUGUAAACUGGAGACUCUGAGGCUGUCAGGCUGUGGAGUCACAGAGGAAGGCUGUGCUUCUCUGGUCUCAGCUCUGGAGUCAAACCCCUCACACUUGAGAGAGCUGGACCUGAGUAACAAUGACCUGAAGGAUUCAGGAGUGAAGCUGCUCUUUGAUGGACUGGGGAAUCCCCACUGUAAACUGGAGACUCUGAGGCUGUCAGGCUGUCUAGUCACAGAGGAAGGCUGUGCUUCUCUGGUCUCAGCUCUGAGGUCAAACCCCUCACACCUGAGAGAGCUGGAUCUGAGUAACAACGACCUGAAGGAUUCAGGAGUGAAGCUGCUCUCUGCUGGACUGGGGAAUCCCCACUGUAAACUGGAGACUCUGAGGCUGUCAGGCUGUCUAGUCACAGAGGAAGGCUGUGCUUCUCUGGUCUCAGCUCUGAGGUCAAACCCCUCACACCUGAGAGAGCUGGACCUGAGCUAUAAUCACCCAGGAGACUCAGGAGUCAGACUGCUCUCUGCUGGACUGGAGGAUCCACACUGCAGACUGGAGAAACUCAAUGUGGAACAUGGUGGAGAGAACAGAAUGAAACCUGGACUUAGAAAAUAUGUCUGUGAUCUCACACUGGACCCAAACACAGUAAACAGACACCUCUCUCUGUCUGAGGAGAACAGAAAGGUGACAUGGAGGACAGAGGAGCAGCCGUAUCCUGAUCACCCAGAGAGAUUUGAGGACUGUGGACAGGUGCUGUGUAGAGAGGGUCUGACUGGGUGCUGUUACUGGGAGGUAGAGUGGAGUGGGAGAGAUGCUAUUAUAGGAGUAACAUAUAAAGGAAUCAGCAGGAAAGGAAGAGGAGGGGGUAGGGACUGUUAUCUUGGACACAAUGACAAGUCCUGGAGUCUGUUCUGCUCUAACAACAGUUACGCUGCCUGGCACAAUAAUAAUCCCACUACCAUAGACGUCCCCUCCUCCAGCUCCCACAGAGUAGGAGUGUAUCUGAACUGGCCAGCCGGCACUCUGUCCUUCUAUAGAGCCUCCUCUGACACACUGACCCACCUGAUCACAUUCACCUCCACAUUCACUGAGCCCCUCUAUCCAGGGUUUAGGGUUUAUUAUGACUCCUCAGUGUCUCUGAAAUAAUAACCUGACACACACACACACACACACACACUGACGCAAACAAACAGGCACUGGACACACACACACACACACUGGACGCACACUGGACACACACACACUGGACACACACAUACACACUGGACACUCACACACACACUGGACACUCACACACUGGACACUCACACACACACUGGACACUCACACACUGGACACUCACACACACACUGGACACUCACACACUGGACACACACACACACACUGGACACACACACACACACUGGACACACACACACACUGGACACUCACACACACACUGGACACUCACACACACACUGGACACUCACACACACACUGGACACACACACACACACACUGGACACACACAUUAACACACACACACACACACACACACACACUGGACACACACAUUAACACACACACACACACACACUGGACUUACAAACAUACACACUCACUAACACACAUACACAGAUACACUGGACACACACACACACACGAAUGACAUACACACACGCACGACAUACACACAUUCACAAAAACACACACGCUGGACACACACGCAUUCAAACACACUGGACAAACACACCGACACACACACGACAUAAACACACACACAGACUGGAGGCACACACGGACACCCCCACACACUGGACAUACACACACACACACACACACACACAAACUGGACACACACACACACACACACUGGACACACACACACACAAACAAACACACACACACACAAACACAGUGGACACACACACACACACAAACACAGUGGACACACACACAAACA